Messenger RNA from Phacochoerus africanus (Common warthog), 2843 nucleotides. RefSeq names its product glucuronic acid epimerase (gene GLCE). Gene Ontology annotation, biological process: heparan sulfate proteoglycan biosynthetic process. The coding region runs from base 240 to 2093 and encodes 617 amino acids. The record is from RefSeq and is a predicted model, not a curated record. Lineage: Eukaryota; Metazoa; Chordata; Mammalia; Artiodactyla; Suidae. The transcript is spliced from 4 exons. Gene Ontology annotation, molecular function: heparosan-N-sulfate-glucuronate 5-epimerase activity. Gene Ontology annotation, cellular component: Golgi apparatus.
CCUGGCCCCGCCUCUCGCUGUGGCUGGGAUCUCGCGGGAAGAGCUGUGGGCACGGCUGUGGCUCGGUCUCCCGGUUGCGCGCGGAGCGGGAGGGUUCUCCUCACACAAGCGGUUCCUCGCGGAGGGGUUGGAGCUACCGCAGACGCAGGCCUGAGCCGUCCCUUCUUCGCCGCCUCCUUCUCUUCCUCAGGGCUUCCUGGCCCGCUCGUCCUCCGACGCUGCCCAGGUAUGGUCUGAAUAUGCGUUGCUUGGCAGCUCGGGUCAACUAUAAGACUUUGAUUAUCAUCUGUGCACUCUUCACUUUGGUCACAGUACUUUUAUGGAAUAAGUGUUCCAGCGACAAAGCGAUCCAGUUUCCACGGCACUUGAGUAGUGGCUUCAGAGUGGAUGCAUUAGAAAAAAGAGCAGCAGCAUCUGAGAGCAACAAUCAUGUCAACCACAUGGCCAAACAGUCUGAGGAAACAUUUCCUCAAGAACAGCAGAAAGCACCCCCUGUUGUUGGUGGCUUCAACAGCAAUGGAGGAAGCAAAGUGUUAGGGCUCAAAUAUGAAGAAAUUGACUGUCUCAUAAAUGAUGAACAUACAAUUAAAGGGAGACGAGAGGGGAAUGAAGUCUUUCUUCCAUUCUCCUGGGUAGAGAAAUACUUUGAUGUUUAUGGAAAGGUGGUUCAGUACGAUGGCUAUGAUAGGUUUGAAUUCUCUCAUAGCUAUUCCAAAGUCUAUACACAGAGAGCCCCUUAUCACCCUGAUGGUGUGUUUAUGUCCUUUGAAGGCUACAAUGUGGAAGUCCGAGACAGAGUCAAAUGCAUAAGUGGGGUUGAAGGUGUACCUUUGUCUACACAAUGGGGACCUCAAGGCUAUUUCUACCCAAUCCAGAUUGCACAGUAUGGAUUAAGUCAUUACAGUAAGAAUCUAACUGAGAAACCCCCUCACAUAGAAGUAUAUGAAACAGCAGAAGACAGGGACAAAAGUAACAAGCUCAGUGACUGGACUGUGCCAAAGGGCUGCUUUAUGGCUAGUGUGACUGAUAAGUCUAGGUUCACCAAUGUUAAACAAUUCAUUGCUCCAGAAACCAGUGAUGGUGUAUCCUUGCAACUGGGGAACACAAAAGAUUUUAUUAUUUCAUUUGACCUCAAGUUCUUGACAAAUGGAAGUGUAUCUGUGGUUCUGGAGACCACAGAAAAGAAUCAGCUCUUCACUGUACAUUAUGUCUCAAAUACCCAGCUAAUUGCUUUUAAAGAAAGAGACAUAUACUAUGGCAUCGGGCCCAGAACUUCUUGGAGCACGAUUACCAGGGACCUGGUCACUGACCUCAGAAAAGGAGUGGGUCUUUCCAACACAAAAGCUGUCAAGCCAACCAAAAUAAUGCCGAAGAAGGUGGUUAGGCUGAUUGCGAAAGGGAAAGGAUUCCUUGACAACAUUACCAUCUCUACCACAGCCCACAUGGCCGCAUUCUUCGCUGCCAGUGAUUGGCUGGUGAGGAACCAGGAUGAGAAAGGUGGCUGGCCAAUUAUGGUGACCCGUAAGUUAGGGGAAGGGUUCAAGUCUUUAGAGCCCGGGUGGUACUCUGCCAUGGCCCAGGGGCAAGCCAUUUCUACCUUAGUCAGAGCCUAUCUCCUAACUAAAGACCAUACAUUCCUCAACUCAGCUUUAAGGGCAACAGCCCCUUAUAAGUUUCUGUCAGAGCAGCAUGGAGUUAAGGCUGUGUUUAUGAAUAAACAUGACUGGUAUGAAGAAUAUCCAACCACACCUAGCUCUUUUGUUUUAAAUGGCUUUAUGUAUUCUUUAAUUGGGCUGUAUGACUUAAAAGAAACUGCAGGAGAAAAACUUGGGAAAGAAGCGAGGUACUUGUAUGAGCGUGGUAUGGAAUCCCUUAAAGCCAUGCUCCCCUUGUACGACACGGGCUCAGGAACUAUCUAUGACCUCCGACACUUCAUGCUUGGCAUUGCCCCCAACUUGGCUCGCUGGGACUACCACACCACCCACAUCAAUCAACUGCAGCUACUCACCACCAUUGAUGAGUCCCCAGUCUUCAAAGAAUUUGUCAAGCGGUGGAAAAGCUACCUUAAAGGCAGCAGGGCAAAGCACAACUAGAGCUCAGAACCAAAUCUUCUUUCAGCCUCUGCUAUACACAAAAACUACCGGCUCUAUGUCAGCAGAGCAUAGGCACAUUUUAAAAGGUUAUAUACUAGGUUUUUGUGGAUUGCAUUGAGGUGAUAAAUGAUCCUUAAAACCAGUCUUCUGAGAUAAUUGCAUUCCAUGGGUUGCAGUGUUUAGAAAUGUAGGUGGCAUUUAGAGCAGAAAAGUGUUUAGUCAGUGGGCUGAAUGAAGAUGUUUUACUUGGCCUUGCUUAUUACCCUAUACAGUUCACAGAUAGUCCAAUCCUCUCGGUUUGAGAAAGGCAACGGUAAGUAGCUCUUACCUGUCCAGCACUUGCCUGAAAACUUAGUAUGGGGCUCUUUUAAAAUGUGAUUAUUUAUGUUUAUGUUGAAAGCAGACUUUAAAAAAAUAAUGUGCUGUAAUACAGUAAAUAUGUACUUGUAGCCUGAAUAGUGGACUGUGUGCAACUUUAAAAAUGAUGUUUCUUUUCUAUACAUUAAUUUCUUGGGGGGUGAAUGAGCAUUUGUUGCAUUUGUUAUAUAUGGAGAAUAUUUUGGAUUUGUGAUUUUCUUGAGAUGUGUAAAUUAAAAACACAACCAGUGUUCAGGCUUCACAGUUAUAUAAUGUAAGCACAACUAAAAUGAAACUUGUUGACUGCACAAGAAAUUACAAAAACGUUAUCUGUUUUAUGAAACUUGAUCUACAAUCAGUAAAGGUUUGAUAAUCAGUCUGUCCCUCCUCCAA